GUUGAAUGAAAAAAAAGAAAAGAAAAAAAAUUGAAAUUUACCCGAAGAAUUAGGUAUUCAAAUAUAAUAUGCAAUGUAUGUAACGUGAAUAUAAACUAUUUCGCUCCUUUCUCCUUUGAAAUUGUGUCAACAUGAUCGUACCUGCCGCCGUCGUUCCAAGAUGAUCGAUCGGGCACGUACGUGACAGCUGUCUAUUGUCUUUCUUUUCGUCUGAUGAAAACGAAUAUUUAGUCUCGUGCACGAGACGUAAUUCGAUACGGAAUCAUUGAAUAUUGCCUAUAUAAUACGUGAUAAAAAUAUAUAUAUAGAAAAUGGCAUAUCGCGCGCCAGCGCGGAUAUCCUUUUAGAUAUUCUUUUUCCUCUGCGUAUAUUCUCUCGUAUCGAUCUCGUAAAGACUAUUCUAUAUGUUUGCGGUACUUUUCUAGUACUGUUUCUUAAUUAAAAUUGAUAACGUGUUAAUAAAAUUAACAGGAUUGAUUGAAUUAAAUUACUUGUAUUGUCUUGGAUACUUGCACGUUGCAUUUUUUAAUUUUUUGCACAAUCAUAUGUAAGUAUAAGUAUCGUGUACGUGUUCGUGAAUCAGUUCUAGUGGUGUGACGAUACAUUGCAAUGUAUGUUGCAGAAAGAAUUGGAGCGAAAGAAAAAUAUUGAACGUAUCCACAUACUUGGGAAAUUUUGGAUUUUAAGUUUUCAAUUAAUUUAUUCUCCUUGUAAUUAACAUUUUAAUUUAAUUCAUUAUUAUUUUUAAAAUUCAAAUAAUCGCUUUUCGAUCUCCGCGCAGCGUAUAAUUUUAACAAUUUUAUCGCGGUUUCGAUAAUUCAACGAUAAAAUUAAAAAGUAAGCAAACGAAUGGACAAAUUUAAGAAGAAAAAAGAUGUAGAGUUGGUGGCAGGGCAGACGACGCGGACGCGAUAGAGCGAACAGUGAUAGAGCGUAAAAGUAGUCGUUUCGUCCUGAUAAGAGUCUAAGAUGCAAUUUCGUAGAAUACGCUCCCGAAGCACGCGAUGUCGCGCGACACGGACGACUCGGAUUUGAUAUCUUCAGUCUUCUCUUGACUUUUCGCCCCUGACGAUUGCAAGGGCGGUUACGGCUUCGCGGAGAAAGUCCGCGUCGCGAACGAGCUUGCUGUCCUUGCUGGCGCGCCACGCGCUGCAAUUAAUCGCCCGAUCCGAGUUCUCGCGUGCCGCGCAUGUUUUACCGUUGGAAUUGUUAGAUGCAAUGUUCUUCGCUACUUCCGACUGGAUUAUUCCUCUUGAUUGACACACUGUAAUUGUGCUUCUCUCAAAGCUUUCCUUCACUAAGCUUCCUCCGUCGCAUUCAGCAGAGUAGGUACCUAUAUAUAUUUUGCAGCAAUCGCGCGCGGCGGUAUUCGUCGUCCGCCGCGUAAUAAUACCUAUUUAAGCGCUCGUCUACGUUCUACAGGUUCUACAUUUGUCCUUGUGCUUGAGUGGUGCGCGACGCUUCUCGGAAACUACAAUAUUAUACAUAUAAGUAUAAUCAAGGAAAAUGCAGUCGACUAGCGAUAGCGAUUCAUCGGCGGAUUCGACGCCGACGGUGACACAGCCAGCAUCGUCUGGCAAGUCUCUCGAUGAUAAUGUCGAAAUUGCCGUUUAUACGGCCAAGGCUCGUAAAACUAGCAUAUUCACGCUCUAUGCAAAGAUAUUUCGACUUCUUCUUACGGCGCAGAUACCGAAUUUUAGUCUUCUUAACGACGAAAUACGUAACAGAGAACUCGAAAAAUUAAUAUUGCCGAGCGACGAAGAAUGGCGUCACCGAGUUUAUCACAGUCUUGUCGAGUUACAAAGAGAAAAGGACGCUGAAAUGGAUCAAGAUAAAAGGAUGGAGGAUUCUAAACGGCGUACGAGUGAUCGCAAGAAUUCGCAAGAUUGGGAAUGGCGUCCCACGGAAAAGGGUCAUCUUCCGAAAGGUAGAAGAGAUGAAAGCCACCGCGAUAUCGUCAGUUCCUCGAACGCUAUAACGCCUGCAUCAGGGACUGCCGGCGGCUCAAUGACGGAGGCUCAUGUCGAGCCAGGCUGGCGUAUCAACGAUAUCCUCUUGGCGGCCAAAGUUCUGCAAAAUGCACGACCCUCUCCAAAUUACGCCAACGAGGCCGAGAUGAGACGUGUCUUUGGUUUAGUAUACGACGUUCUCAGAUAUAAAAACAUCUUGAAUCGUACUCUAGAGGACGGCGGUUUUUGGUAUCGAAAUGGUGCUCUGAAAAAACGGGAACGGGUAGUCUGGUUGUUAUUGUAUGAUAUGCAGGGAAGAAAAUUUGCCCGCCGACAUAAUGGGGGCACACGCGAGACUCGAGAGAAGUUAUUCGAGACUGCCGGAUUAAAAGACAUCGAGGAUGCUCUUAUGAAAGCAAAGACACAUUUGGCGGCAAGCAUCUCGCGUCUUCGUAUCGGCGGUUCAGCGCUUAAUCUUGACGAGCUUCUUCCGACGCAUCUGCGUAUCGCGGAAGGAAUAAGUUGGACCGACGAAGGCGCGAUUGCUUCCGGAUGGGUCAACACCAUGAGAGUGUUAAGUAAAAAUGAAUUCGUAAAGGAUAUGUCGAAGCUAAAGCUUGAACUCUGCGAUAAUAGCGAAGCAGCGGAGCUGCUUGACGAAAAUAACUAUGUCUUUGAUCCAAUUUGCCCAAAGAUGAUUAAUUUGCAUGAUAAGGUGCGAGAAAAACUGGCCAUGUCUGAUUUGGUUUGCAAUCAUCGAUUCAUCUUUCUGGAAAGAUCAUUGUGUCUCGGAGCAACUACAUUAGCGCAGGCGAUACGUGUCGCGCGUCUUUGUGGUCCCGUAGUCCUCACGCAUUCGAUCGCUCCUCGCCACACGGGUUACUUGGCGGGACUUUUGGCCGACAUCGAGGAUGCCGGGAGACUAUUAGCUUUCGGUGCUGGAGACCGUCGUUGCGAGUACGAAGCAUAUCUCACGACUUUAGGCGUCACUCUGCAGCAAUGCAGAAUCUUUUCAGAAAAAUACAUUUCGCCACCAACGUCCGUCGAGUUGGAAAGAGCGACUGUCGUUCUAGCGACUCCCCCAUGCAGCUACACUGGCGUCCGGGACGUCGUCGAUCUUGCUGUUGCUCGCGGUGGUGACAUUAAUUUAUUGGAAUCAUUAACCAGCGACACAGCGGGUGGGAUCAAACAACCCCGUGCUCUUCUGGCCGAACAAUUUUCUACGCUCAAGUAUGCGCUAACCAGACCAAAUAUACAAUUUCUCAUAUACGAGGUGCAUACGAUCUUGCCAUCCGAAACUACGGAAAUGAUUCGACAGGUUGUCGAAUACGCCAAUCAAUUAGCUAUGGAGAAAUACAUUCGUGAGCAUUCCCCAAAGAGGAAGACUCUAUCCAAAGACACUAGUGGAAAGAUUUCAAAGAUGAUCAAAGGUGAUACGUAUAGACAAGAACAAUCGCGGGAACAUUCGGAGAGCCAAUCACAGACGCAACAAGUUUUUUUGUGCAAACAGGAGGAGGAGGAGGAGGAGGAAGAUGAAAAAUUAGAUGCGACUGACGUUGUUAUCCCCGAUAGUGAUUUAUUCGAAGUGGGGACUAUCGAUGAAAUUUAUGGCGAGACGAACGGACAUGUCUUAGAUCCAGGUUGUUUCAUCGCGAUAAUCAAACGAAAGGAAAUGAUGCAGUUUGAUUCGCUUUUCAUGAUUAAAGUGGCAGAAUCGAAAGGGCUGUUUGGUGACCCCGACAAAGAACGAAAUCCGAAACAGAAAGCCGAAAUACCACCAGCGGCACGUCAGACGUUGCGAAUCAGUCGCAGGGGUUUCAAGCGUGCCAAAGUCGAAAUAGAUCGCGUAGCAGCGCCUACGCAUGCUUGGAUGCUGCGGGCUACGAAUAAGCGUCAGCCAUGUCCUCGUCAUAGCAGACACAAUAUCGUCCGAGAUGAAAAGUUACUAUCGAUGCGAGUACGUGAAACGCGAAAGCAAGAUGCGCGUCAAUGGUGGCGAGAUGCAAUCGCCUUCCUGGUUGAUUCGAAAAGACACCAAGAUAUUCGGAAAGAUUCCGUUUCCCAAUUUUAUGCAACACGUUCGAGUCCGUUUACACAAAACCCGCCAAAUCCUUUUCAUGCGAAGAAGAUGGCGUUGCCGAAACGCUAUCGCCGUCUUCGACAGAAGAAUUUGACAUUUAACUCCUUCUAGAAUUCAAUUUAAUUAUAAACUGUAAUAAAUCUAUAGUGUUAAACUGAACCUUAUUUAAGUCGCCACUGC
Messenger RNA from Wasmannia auropunctata (little fire ant), 4209 nucleotides. RefSeq lists its product as uncharacterized. The record is from RefSeq and is a predicted model, not a curated record. The transcript is spliced from 10 exons. The coding region runs from base 1507 to 4140 and encodes 877 amino acids. Lineage: Eukaryota; Metazoa; Arthropoda; Insecta; Hymenoptera; Formicidae.